AUGGGAGGAAAAGUAGGAAAGGAGUCAAAUAAUGAUGACGAUGCAAUGUCAGCUCACAAAACGAUCUAUGACUUUACUGUUAAGGAUGCCGAUGGGAAAGAAGUUUCGUUAAGCAAAUACAAAGGACAGGUGGUCAUUGUAGUUAAUGUAGCGUCAAAGUGUGGCUUUACAAACAAUCACUACACCGAGUUGAAGAAGUUACAGGAUAAGUAUUACGAUCAGGGGCUACGGAUUGCUGCAUUCCCUUGCAAUCAGUUUGGCGGACAGGAGCCAUCGUGUGAGGUUGAUAUCAUGAAGUUUGUCAAGGAGACAUUCGAUUACGAGCCGGACCUCUAUGCAAAGAUUGAUGUGAAUGGAGCUAAUGCUGAUCCCUUUUGGACAUUUCUGAAGACAGAACGCGGGGGUACACUGAUUGAUGCAAUCAAAUGGAACUUCACUAAAUUUUUGGUCAGCCGCAAAGGACAUGUAAUGAAAAGAUUUGCUCCCACAACGUCACCUAUGAGUAUGACUGCAGACAUCGAAGCGCUGCUUGAAGAGUCUCCAUGA
Molecule: messenger RNA, 546 nt
Organism: Strongylus vulgaris
Lineage: Eukaryota; Metazoa; Nematoda; Chromadorea; Rhabditida; Strongylidae
Source: the annotation of a GenBank genome assembly